Molecule: messenger RNA, 1554 nt
Organism: Bathycoccus prasinos
Lineage: Eukaryota; Viridiplantae; Chlorophyta; Mamiellophyceae; Mamiellales; Bathycoccaceae
Product: Ribonucleotide reductase subunit
Exons: 1
Coding region: 1-1554 (517 amino acids)
Biological process (GO): deoxyribonucleotide biosynthetic process
Molecular function (GO): oxidoreductase activity
Source: RefSeq, a predicted model, not a curated record
AUGUCGUUUUUAGCGAGAGAUAUUCAGCGGAAGUUAACGUUUGAUAAUUCCAAGAGCGAGAACAGUUGCGAGGAAGAAGAAACGGAAGGAGAGUUUGAAGGAAAGAAGAGCAGCAGCGCGACGACGACGAGUACUACGAGUACUACGACGACGACGACUAAGGAGGAAAAAUUAGAAGGAUCGUCGUCGUCACCACCAGGGAUGUUGAACUCAGGGAAACAUUUUUUGAGUCUAGAGACAACUUUGGCGGACGAGGACGAUUCGGAAAACGAUCGAUCAUCGGACGACUCGACGUCGACGAGCAGUAAAGGGAGCGCGGAUGUUCUAUAUGAGAGGGAGUUGAAAGAUGUGGCGGCGUCGCCGAUUCAGGAGCUGCCGCGUCGUCGCGAGAAGACGAGCGAGUGGUCGAGCGAAGAGGAAGAGGAAGACGUACCGUCCACGCCGAAAGGAGGACGCAAAUCGAUCCAUUUGGACGACGAAGAGCAAGCGGAUAUGUUUUGCUUCUCUUCGCCGUACGCGAAAAGAGUGCAGGAAGGGAGAGAAAGGCAAAGAGCGAUGGUGAACGCGGCUUUAGACGCCGAGGAACCUUUGUUGAUGCCAAACGAGGACCGAUUUACGUUGUUCCCGAUGAAAUACCCGAGAAUUUGGGAGUAUUAUAAGAAAGCGGAGGCGAGCUUUUGGACCGCGGAGGAGAUUGAUUUGACGUACGAUUACAGAGAUUGGAUCACGUUGAACGAGAACGAGCAACAUUUUAUCACGCACGUUUUGGCGUUUUUCGCCGCCUCGGACGGUAUCGUCUUGGAGAAUUUAUGCGUGCGGUUUAUGAAAGAGAUUCAGGUUCCCGAGGCGAGAGCGUUUUACGCGUUUCAGCAAUCCAUCGAGAAUAUUCACAGCGAAACGUACGCGUUGUUGUUAGAGACGUACGUGAAAGACCCAAUUCAGAAGAGAAAUUUGUUUCGAGCGAUUCAUACGAUUCCAACCGUGAAAAAGAAGGCGGAUUGGGCGAUGAAAUGGAUCGAGUCUUCGUCGGCGAGGUUUGCCGAACGUUUAGUCGGUUUCGCAUGCGUGGAAGGCAUUUUCUUCAGCGGCAGUUUCUGCGCCAUCUUUUGGCUAAAGAAGAGAGGAUUGAUGAAAGGUUUGACGUUUUCCAACGAGUUGAUCAGUCGAGACGAAGGGUUGCACUGCGAUUUCGCCUGCGAGCUGUAUUCCGAGUUGAAGCACAAGCUCAGCGAGGAGGAGCUGCACGAGAUUGUCUCCAACGCAGUCGCAAUCGAAAAAGAAUUCGUCUGCGACGCGUUGAGCUGCGCGUUAGUCGGCAUGAAUGCAGAUUUAAUGUCAGAUUACGUCGAGUUUGUCGCCGAUCGUUUGCUCGUGCAGUUGGGCGCGAGUAAGUAUUAUAACGCGCAGAAUCCGUUCGAUUGGAUGGAGACGAUUUCGUUGCAAGGCAAGGCGAACUUUUUCGAACAUCGCGUCGAUCAGUACCAAAAAGCAGGAGUCAUGAAUAACAACGCAGACGCUCAACACUUUGAGUUCCGCACAGAUUGUGAUUUUUAG